GCAAACUAUAAUCGGGCGCAUAUUAUUAUGUGCGCGGCCACAUCGAUCAUGUGAUGAUGGCUCCAUCACAUGCGGACAUACAUGUAUAGCAUGCAUUGUACAUUGCAAUGUAUGAACGGCUAUAACGUGUGUACAUACAUCAGGAUAGAAGUGGUUAGCAGUCGCCGAACUUGGUGAACAAGAGUCUUCUGAAAAAUGGAAAACCACACGAAAUUUAGACUUUCUCAGUUUGUAAGAAUAGGUGUUCUCUUCCUGCUCUUUCCACUUUUCCAUCUGGUGCGGUGUGAUGGACUGGGUGCAGUUUGUACGAAAGUGAACAGUUGUGAGUGCGAAUUCACUGACGGUUCUGGCGUUAUUUCCUUAAAAACCAUUGCUUCAACUAACGGCCCAAGGUUUCCGUACACCAAAUCAAGUACUCCAACGGACCACUACUUCUACGCUUAUAACCCGUGUAACAGCUUUUCUGAUACUUACUGUCAAGAUGUUGCGGCAUGUCAGAGGAGUGAAGAUGGGAAAGAGUUUUUUGAUGUUGGAGAUCAAGAAAGUGCUACUUUUGAUGAUCUAGGGACAACGCUAACAUAUGCUAGCGGGGGAGAGACACCCAGAUCAACCAUUGUGAGUUUAAUUUGUGAAAUAUCAGCUACUACGCCUGUCUUGGAAGUUAUAGGAGAAGAGAGUCAAGGUUCGGGAAAAUAUAAAUUCAAUCUACGUUCAAACUGUGCUUGUAAAAACGGUUGCCUUGGAGGUGGCAUCAGUGCUGGGUCCGUCCUCUGCAUUCUAUUCAGCGUUGGCGUCAUACUGUAUCUUGUUAUUGGAAUUCUUUUCCUGAAGUUUGUGAGAGGAUCGGAGGGGAAAGAAGUUAUACCAAACUUUGAAUUCUGGAAAGAUUUUCCACUUCUUGUUAAGGAUGGAGUUUUGUUCUUGGCUAGUGGUUGUAAGAGUGAUUCCAACAACUACGAGCAAAUAUGAAAGGUUUUAAACAUUUUUUUCCCCCGAAAAAAUGAAACAACUGUCCAUUUUUAUUUUUAGGUUCACCAUUUCCUUGAAGUCUCCUGUGUUUUUUAAUUUUUUUCUCAGGCUGAGAGCAAAUGAAUUUGUUUACAUGAUAAACGAACCACAAUGUUUUGUAUAUUGGAUUUGGCCCGGUUCGCCUGGUGCCCUUCUGAGAUUUAUUCCUCUUUGUUUUCUUCUAACUGUUUAAAACAAGAUAAAUUUUAUUAUACCGAAAAGUAAUUAACGUAAAUUUGUACGUGUAAAUAAACUUUGGUGACAUGGUGUAAGCUUUCAGUAAUUUACAUGUGUGGUUAAAAUUCUGUUUUGUAAAGAAAAAGUAAUAACCAAAAAAAUUAAUAGUUUGUGUACAAAACAAUUUCAAGCGGAUUCAGGUACUCAAGUUGGCCUUGAAAAAAAAUAGUUUAAAUAUUUUAUAAUAUUUAUAACAGAGGACCUUGUUCAAAUUAGCGACUGUGGCUUGAUCUCUACUUCUCUACAUUUGAAGCAAAGGCUGUCCAUAGCAACACCCUUAGCAACAGCCAGAGCCAUAGCCGCUAAUUUGAAAGUUUCCUUUUUAUGUUCCAAGAUAAUUUUGUUUAACCGCGGAGCAAGAUCAUGCGGUUUACAAGCCACAAACAAUAUGCACUCCUACUGUUUUUGCUGGUGACCUAGCAAAGUGUUUUCGUACAGGGUUUAUCAGUAUGCGUAGCAUGCAGUUCCAUGAAAUUUUGCGAGGAUAUUAGCUAGGCACAACCAUUGUAACCAAUGGCAGGUGUUUUCUCCAGGGUCAUGUACUGGCUAAACAGCAAACUUUUUUUCGAAAAAACUCCUGAAAAAUCUACUCCGGAGUAGUAGAAUAUAGGGCAAGACAGUUCUCAACUCUAUCUGGCAAGUAGAUAUACACAUGGUGACCGCAAACCAAAUAAAAAUGUAUGAAGCAAACUAUUUAUUAAAAACAAAAUUACAGUGCAUGUGAUAGUUUCAGGCCAGACACCUUUUUGCUUAGCAAGAACAGGUUACCAGCCAAAACAUGCAGUCAUGUUCCACUGUUUCUAUGACUGGUUCAUGUCAAAUUUUGCUUAGCAAAUAACCUUUUAGCAAAGUGACUUUUUGGCAAGGCUUAUUGAUAAAAUGGUGUUUGUAGAUUUCUUAACAACUUUUUCGGAAUUUGUUUUCACAGAGGUUCCAUUGCUUUAAAAAAAAGCUAUACAUUUUGUUGGGUUUCGUCCUCCAAAUUUCUAUUUAAAUAUUUCUUUGUAAAGUGCGGCUACACAGUAACUCUUCAAUGGUAUAAAAGCUUUUUCAUAAAAAUUUCAUUACUUUUUCUCUAAGAUCUAUUUCAAUCAAUUUCCUUUGAGGUGUCCAACAGUUAUUGCAAUUUAUUGUUCAGAGAACAUAACAAUUUUCAAACUGGUUUUUAUUUUGCUGUCCUCCCUGUGGUGCUUACUAUUUAUUAUAGAAAAUGCCUCUUGUCAACUUUCAAAAAGUGUAUUUUUUAUUCACAUUCUUUAUUUUUCCUUGCAAGUGGCGUAGCCAGAAACGUUUUCACUGAGAGGUGCAAGUGGGGACAAAGACAAAUAUAAGGGGGGCUAUUUAAUGUAUCAAACCCUUAUGGCUAACUUGUGCAUUUUUUCGUUCAAGUUUGGGAGGGGGGAUUCUGUUCUGUUGGGGGUGGGGCUUUAGCUGGGCCUCAUUUGCCCCUGGUUACGUCACUCUUUCUUGCCUUUCUUGUAUUUUUGACCAGGGUAGUCUUCUGGGUAUUAUUUUUUGUGUUAAACACUUUUCCACUUACGGAUGUUUUUGUAGUUCAUUUUUUCAAAUAGAAAUAUUUCUGACUAUUUUCUCUUUAAAACGUUUUCUCAUUAACCUUUUGCAAAAUUAAAUCUGGCAAUGCAUGUUUAAUUUUUCAAAUCUAAUAUAGAUAUUUGUAAAAUUAAUUAAUGUUAAAGGAAGUUAACAUUUUCUUAUUUUGGAUAAUGAUAAUAAUAUUUGUAUAGCAUUUAUAAGGGGUGUAUAUAAAGCACUGUAUGAAACAACUGACUCUAAAGGCAAGGUAUACCUUUGAGUUUUGUACUAUAAAACUAACAUCUAAACAAUUUUUGUUUUUAGAUUUUCCCAAAAAUCUGGAGCGCAUAUGUCCCUAUAUGGGAAUACAUGUACUCAGUCUGAAAAACGUUAAUGCAGUAACGGUUCUCAGAUUCAAAUUUUUGGACAUACAAACUGAUAUCCUUUUUAUAUACAACAUUAUUUCGAAGUGAAAUGUUUCUCAAAAUGCUUUAUACAAGAUAAAGCUGCUGUAGGCUUCUUACCAAAGUGUUUUAAUUGCCAUUAAUUUUUAGAGCGAUUACAAAAGGUAUACCUUUCUUUGUUGUAUGAAAUCUACCUGUUGCAAGGGUGAAAAUGUUCGCAGUUCCGCUAUAAGAAAACAAUUUUUUUGUUAACAGCGUGGUACUUGUCUAGAUCUGGCAAUUUAAACAGCUCCUUAUACUGGAAUUCCUGAAAAACUAUUACCACCUUUUUCCGGGAUUGUUCAUUGCAAUGCAAUCUUGCACCCUAGUGGACUGCCACACUCACAGACAGUAGGAGGGUUGACUGUGUACAGUGUUGAUGAAUCCACAACAUUCAUAGAGCAUAUUACAGUAUGUCAUAAUUUAUCUAUCAUGCAAAACCACAGUGGAUGUUAUUGAAGGGUUACACAGUAGGAGGGUUGACUGUGUACUGCAUAGGUGAAUUCACCA
Asterias rubens (European starfish) is the source of this 3731-nucleotide messenger RNA. RefSeq lists its product as uncharacterized. The transcript has 7 exons. The record is from RefSeq and is a predicted model, not a curated record. NCBI's taxonomy places the organism in Eukaryota, Metazoa, Echinodermata, Asteroidea, Forcipulatida, Asteriidae. The coding region runs from base 196 to 969 and encodes 257 amino acids. Gene Ontology annotation, cellular component: trans-Golgi network.